Messenger RNA from Melozone crissalis (California towhee), 6271 nucleotides. It is a transcript of the gene MKLN1, whose product is annotated as muskelin 1. Gene Ontology annotation, cellular component: cytoplasm. The transcript is spliced from 18 exons. The record is from RefSeq and is a predicted model, not a curated record. Lineage: Eukaryota; Metazoa; Chordata; Aves; Passeriformes; Passerellidae. The coding region runs from base 9 to 2213 and encodes 734 amino acids. Gene Ontology annotation, molecular function: protein binding.
ACAACAAGAUGGCGGCGGCGGCGGGUCCGGCGGGCGCUGAGAGUCGCGUGUUGGGCUACAGCCUGCACCGCUGGAGCAGCUUCUCCUCCACCUACCUGCCCGAGAAUAUCUUGGUGGAUAGACCAAAUGAUCAGUCCUCAAGAUGGUCUUCAGAAAGCAAUUAUCCUCCCCAGUAUUUGAUUUUGAAGCUUGAAAGACCUGCCAUAGUCCAGAGCAUCACAUUUGGCAAAUAUGAGAAAACACAUGUCUGCAAUUUAAAGAAGUUUAAAGUCUUUGGUGGGAUGAACGAGGAGAAUAUGACAGAUCUCUUAUCCAGUGGCUUAAAGAAUGAUUAUAACAAAGAAACAUUCACCUUGAAGCAUAAAAUUGAUGAACAGAUGUUCCCCUGUCGAUUCAUUAAGAUAGUUCCACUCUUAUCGUGGGGACCUAGCUUCAAUUUUAGUAUCUGGUAUGUUGAACUAAAUGGCAUUGAUGAUCCAGAUGUGGUCCAGCCGUGCCUCAACUGGUACAGCAAGUACCGUGAACAGGAAGCCAUUCGCCUUUGCCUAAAGCACUUUCGGCAGCACAACUACACCGAGGCUUUCGAGUCGCUGCAGAAGAAAACCAAGAUUGCUCUGGAGCACCCCAUGCUGACAGACCUGCACGACAAACUGGUGUUGAAGGGGGACUUCGAUGCUUGUGAAGAACUGAUAGAAAAAGCUGUGAAUGAUGGCUUGUUCAAUCAGUAUAUCAGUCAGCAAGAGUACAAACCUCGCUGGGGGCAGAUUAUCCCCAAAAGCACCAAAGGUGAUGGGGAAGACAGUCGGCCAGGGAUGAGAGGUGGCCAUCAGAUGGUGAUAGAUGUGCAGACAGAAACUGUUUAUUUGUUUGGUGGCUGGGAUGGAACUCAAGAUCUGGCUGACUUCUGGGCAUACAGUGUGAAGGAAAACCAGUGGACCUGUAUAUCCAGGGAUACUGAGAAAGAGAGCGGUCCCAGUGCCAGGUCCUGUCACAAGAUGUGCAUUGACAUCCAGAGAAGGCAGAUCUACACCCUGGGGAGGUACCUGGAUUCCUCUGUGAGGAACAGCAAGUCCCUGAAAAGUGACUUUUACCGCUACGACAUCGACACCAACACCUGGAUGCUGCUGAGCGAGGACACUGCAGCAGAUGGAGGCCCCAAGCUGGUGUUUGAUCAUCAGAUGUGCAUGGAUUCUGAAAAACACAUGAUCUACACCUUUGGGGGCCGAAUCCUGACCUGCAAUGGCAGUGUGGACGACAGCAGAGCCAGUGAGCCCCAGUUCAGUGGCUUGUUUGCUUUUGACUGCCAGUGCCAGACGUGGAAACUUCUGAGGGAGGACUCCUGCAACGCCGGACCCGAGGAUAUCCAGUCCCGGAUAGGACACUGCAUGUUGUUCCAUUCUAAAAAUCGCUGCUUGUAUGUGUUUGGUGGCCAGAGAUCAAAGACUUACUUGAACGACUUCUUCAGUUACGAUGUGGACAGUGACCACGUGGACAUUAUCUCAGAUGGCACAAAGAAAGAUUCAGGGAUGGUUCCAAUGACAGGUUUCACUCAAAGGGCCACCAUUGAUCCUGAACUGAAUGAAAUCCACGUCUUGUCAGGGCUCAGUAAAGACAAGGAGAAGCGGGAAGAGAACGUGAGGAAUUCCUUUUGGAUUUAUGACAUUGUGAGGAACAGCUGGUCUUGUGUCUAUAAGAAUGACCAAGCAGCAAAAGAGAAUCCAGGUAAAAGCCUUCAGGAAGAGGAGCCCUGCCCAAGGUUUGCCCAUCAGCUGGUGUAUGAUGAGCUGCACAAGGUUCAUUACUUAUUUGGAGGGAAUCCUGGUAAAUCCUGCUCUCCAAAGAUGAGAUUAGAUGAUUUCUGGUCUCUGAAGCUCUGUCGACCUUCAAAGGAAUACCUGCUAAGACACUGCAAAUACCUCAUCAGAAAGCACAGGUUUGAGGAGAAGGCUCAGACUGACCCUCUCAGUGCACUGAAGUACCUGCAGAAUGAUUUAUAUGUAACUGUGGAUCACUCGGACCCUGAGGAGACAAAGGAGUUUCAGCUUCUUGCCUCAGCAUUAUUUAAGUCUGGCUCGGAUUUCACGACUCUCGGAUUUUCAGACGUUGACCACACGUAUGCCCAGAGAACUCAGCUGUUUGACACGUUAGUCAACUUCUUCCCAGACAACAUGACCCCUCCUAAAGGCAACCUGGUGGACCUCAUCACGCUGUAACGGAGCAAUCACUGGACACAUGGAAGAGGGGAAAAGCAUCCAUUUUCAGUAUUUUAAUUUUUUUACUGCAUUGAUUGACUGCUGGGAUGAAGUUAAUAUAGUAACCCCUAGGUGUUUGAAAGGGGUUUUAUACUUGUAUGGUGAAUCCCUGGAGCUUUUCCCUUGGAGUAGGUUAAUAAAAUGUAACUGACGUACUUCUGACUAAAUAUAUAUAUUUUUUCUGACUUUGGAUUUUGAGUUAGCAAAUGUAAGAUGAAAAGGUGGGGGGAAAAAAGAAAAAGAAAUAAAACCCAGUCAUGCAGUGAUCUUUUUGCCUAUGGGGGAAAAUUUGAGAUAUGUGAGUUGUCUGGGAUUAAAGAUGAUGGGUUUUAUUUUGUGUUUCCUGAGGAAGAGGGGGAAGAGGUUUUUCUUUCCUCAUUUGUAACUAGUCAUGAUGUGUUGCUUUAUCCCACAACUCCAUCCUCAGCAGCUGAAUAACCUGGUGGCAGGACACUGGCAGGUGUUGAGAGGAUGUAAUUUAUGUCCUGAGUCUUGCACUCACGGUGUGUUGCGGGAAGGCGAGCGUGUGUUCCGAACCGUCUGUCUCCCCUUCCAGAGCUGUGUGACAGUCAUGUCUAAUUGCUUCUGAGACUCCACCUAAACUGACAACCCACAUCCCUGUCUCCUGUUCUCUGGGGCCUUCCACUUAAGCCUGGCAGGCAAGAGGGAACCUGAGAUACAGCUGGAAAACAGGAGUGCGGUCACUGCCCACAUGGGCCCCUUUUCAGGGAUUGAUCUCUUUGCUGCUGUGCUCAUCCACUGAGAAACCCUGUGGGUCCUCAGCGAGCCUGGCAGAACUGGGUCUUCCAUCACACACAUCCCCAACCUCUGCAAACCUGCCCCCAGGUUGGGUGUAGGAUUUCUGAAGCAGAUUGUCUUCAUUUCCACGUGAAGCGUUUCUGUGUGCGUUUGUCCGUGUGUACGUGUACAGGGCGUUGCUCCCAACAGCUUGUCUCCUUCCCAUGUAAGUGCAACUCCCUUGUCAAAGCAUUUUAGACCUAGAUCUGAAUGUGAGGGAGGCCUUCUUAGCAUAAAUCUCUGAAAAUGAGCUGAUGCAUAUGUAUAGAAAAUGUAUUCUUCCUUUUGCUGAAAGCCUUCUUUAUAAACACUGUAAGGGCUUGGUGCUGCACUGUGAGGUUGAAUGAAGGACAUGCAUACCCAGCGUUAGAAACUCUGCAUUCAGUGUCUGUGAGCAUUCAGUACACACUGGCAGAUGUAAAUAUUUAUAUGAAACUGCAAAACUUUCUGUCCAGCAGUGUUCAUGCCAGUCAGGUAUCGUUGCUGCACCCGCUGUGGCUCCUGUUGAACUUGGUGGAAGUCCUGUGUGUGCAAAGAUGAUUUGGACUCUUGAAAUAAAGAGUUAGUCAAGUGUCUUUUUCAGAGCUCGAGUGUCUGCUUGCUUUGAUUGUAUUGCCUCUUUAUCAUGUUCUUUGUGUAACUUUUGUAGUCCUGGUGCAUUAGAAAUAAAUUUCAAAACCUCAUACUAGUGUUUAAUCACUUAGAAAGGAACAGUAUGUCAGAGGCCAGGCUUGUCUUCAGGGAGGACUGUACAAAUGAAGUGUUUUUAACCUGUCACUUGAGACUGUUCAGACACUGUGCACUUCAGUGGAUGGCAAAUCAGAUGUCUGCAGAAGAAUUCACUCUGUGUGGGGAAUGAAAUCUGAUGAAAUUGUUUCUUUGGAACAUGGCAGGUUUUUUUCCUAUUGACACAGAAAGUUUUACAUCACUGCUGGGCUUUGUGGUGUGCUACCUGUGCUGAGGCUUUGUUAAGUAAUGCAGAGUUUAUACAGUACAAAUGUAGAUACUGGGGGAAUGAUCCAGCUGAGCUGUUGCUUCCAUUGAGGUCAAAAUGAGCACUUUUACUGCAACCAGCCAAAAUUCUGCAACCUUUUAGUACUUAAAUUUACUGCUGCUGUGCUCCUUUACCACUUGAUCUCAUUGCUUGUGUAUGCUCAGCCUCAGUCAGAUGAUUAAAUACUCUUUGUGACAGUUCUCUAAUUAACCAAGCUCUUCAUAAACUGUUGUGUGUCCACCUUGGAUGGCUGAAAGAACCCAAAAGAUACACCUUGAGAAGCCCUGGUGAACAGGCAGGGGAAGUUCAGGAGCAGCCAGAGAGCUGUGAAUGGCAUUGCUGGUGAGCAGUGCAUCGUGUCAGGUCGGAUUUGUGUGACAGGAAUUCGAUCCAAACUCAUUGUCCUCUGCGCCGGGGUGCGCGCGGAGCCCGGCAGCCUCGGCUCCGUGUUCUGUAGCACGGUGCAAAUCAAUGAUUUGUUUGAGCCAGGGGAACGUGGCUUCUGCAGGACUGACAGUCCCAGCUAACGAGAGCACUUCAGGAUGAUCAAAUAUUGACCUGCCUUUGUCCCGAGCAGAUCGAUGCCGCUCGCACCGGCGCAGUUCAUGGAUUGCAGCUGCUGAUUAACCAGCAGAAACCUCGCUCAGCUCCGCAGUAUUUGUUGAGCAGCAGAGGCACCGUGUGGCCAGAGAGGUUAAUCCAAAGGGAAGGCUUCUUGUGGUUUUGCCAAGGAUCUUCCCUUCUUUUUGUCCUUAAAGCCAGGAGUCAAAUGAUCUCUUUGCAUUGAUGUAUGCUAUGUUACCUGCUUUAAAUUCUAACCAAAAAUUCUGAGCAGUGAAGUAUAAAUUUCCUUUUAAAAUCAGCCACUUGUUGUCAGGCAGUGACACAAGCAGUCUGAAUUUCAUUGCAUGCUGAUCUUUAAAGACACUGAUGAUAUUCCAGGAAAGCAUCUGAUGUGCUCAUUACAGAAAGCCCAAAAUACAAACAGUAAAGAAACCCACUGGAUCAGGAAACAGCCACCUGAAAACAUUUCACAGCCCAGUGCAUGCGAGGUUAUAAAUACCCGAGCUGUGCGUGAGAAGUCUUUGAACCUCACCAUCAUUGCUUGCAGGCUGUGUCUGAGGCUGCUCCUUAGCUUAGACAAGACAAACAUACUCUAUUUGCCUUUACUUUAGAUUAUAAGGUGACUUUGUGUAUGAACUUGACACCACAUAAUCUUUGCACUACAGUGAGUAGUUCUAUCUGUAAAUUCUGUGUUAACUUGUAAAUAAGGUAUUGCGAAGGAAAAUGUCGUUCCUUGUCAGAGAGGGACUCAUUCUUCAUGUUUUGGGUCUUUAAAGCCAAAGUUACAAGGUUCUGGUAUGUCUUUUAAACCUAGAGGAAGUCAGGGUGGGGUACAGACAUCCAGACUUCACUCUUGAUUUAGCUUUUUAAAAAUAUCCUGUGAAAUCCCUAUGUUUGGUUCUUCACUGACUCUGACCCUUAGAAUAACCUUGAGUGAAUCAUCUCCUUGGAAAACAAGAAAUUAUUCUUUAUGUUUUUCCUAUCAAGUGAUGCAUUUUCUUAGAGAAAUAGAACCCUUCAGAAUUAAUUUUUUGGUCACUUGGAUUAGGUAGAAUUAAGUGAGUUUGUUAAUGUUCCUCUUACACAACCCCUCAUAGUAGGCAUGAAGUGGAACUUGUUAAGAGUUCUCCCAAAAUUACUUCUCCAAGCAUGUUCUGCUCUUGCAGUGUGAUCCAAAAUGUUGUCAUGUGGCAGAAGGACUUUGUUACAUGUUGUUAAAUGAGAUUAUAACCAUUUUAGCCACCUUUUUGCCUCUUUUGAGGAUCCCAUUAGUUAGUAUUGGUCCUGGGAAGGCCUGAAGGGUGAUGCAAAACAUUCAUUUAAAUUAAUUGUAGUUGUUAUCUUCUGACUCUUUAUAUUUGUGAUAUGUUUAUUCUUAUAAUCUCUUCCUUUUCCUGAGCAUAAUGAGGAAGGAGAACUUUGUCUUGGGUAAGUUCAGUUUGCCCUUUCCCUGGGUGGCAUCUUGCAUGGGUAGUUAAGGUAGUUGUACCCAGUUGUGUAAAUAAACCUCUGGAAUUUGGUUUUUGUUUGCCUGGGCACCUGGCUCUGGGUGUACAUGCUGGCUCAGGGAUCAUGCUGGAGCUUCCUACCAGAACUUCAGUUAGCAAAGUCUUAUUGUGGAAAACCAGUCUGGGAACACCCAGUUGGAAAAGCUUUUCUAAGG